This is a messenger RNA of Phytophthora sojae, 417 nucleotides long. RefSeq lists its product as hypothetical. Bases 1 to 417 code for a protein of 138 amino acids. NCBI's taxonomy places the organism in Eukaryota, Oomycota, Peronosporomycetes, Peronosporales, Peronosporaceae. The record is from RefSeq and is a predicted model, not a curated record. The transcript has a single exon.
AUGCAGUGCCACCCCUUGCAGGCCCCCGCGCCGCAGCUCCGGCCCGUGCUGACCACGCCGCUACAGGCCGCUGCUAUUGCUGCUGGCCCCUUGACGGCCACGUCGCAGCCUCCUCCGCCGUCGGCCGCUUCCGGCGAGAGGGGCGCCCCCGUCGACGACAUGCUGUGCCGCUACCGCAACAAGAAGUGCGGCUACCCGCGCGCCAUCAAGCGCAACGGCGAGCGCCACAACCUGUGCGAGCGCCACCGCGCCAAGGCCAACCAGAACCAGCGCAAGCUCGAGAGCAAGCGGCGCACGCAGAAGCGCAUGCUGCAGCAGCGCGUGGCGGCCGUGGACCGCGUCGUCAAGGCCAAGAAGGUCGCUGCGUCGGUCGAGACGGACGUCGCCUUCACGAUCUACGGCGGCGCCGUCGCAUGA